UUGCAGGACAGAUUUGCGCGUUUAAAUUGCUAACCGUUCGUUUACCACGUACGGAAUGACACAAUGACUACAAGAAUUUCUGUAAUUUAAAAUACAGAAAACUUAACACUUUGAUUGUGCGUUGACAUUCAAAGAAUUUAUGGAUAUAUUAAAUUCAGUUUGACAACUUAAGAUUUAUGCAUUGAUCGGUUGAAAUCCUUGGAUUUUAGAUAUUAAUUCUUCAUCGCAAAAUUGGUAUCGAAUCUUGUGUAAUUCUAUUGAGGUCACGUGUAAGAGACAUACCCGAAAUAAUCCUUUUUGAAUUCCUAGAUUUUUAAAGUCAAUUGUUAAGCAUACAGAUACCUCGGGCCAUUGAAAGCGCGGGGUUGUUUGGUUAGUGCAAACGAACGAUAUUGAAUGUCGACGGAACUCUAUCUCGUAAGGAACAAUAAUAUUUCUUUGGCGAGUCGAGUGACAAUUUUUAGUUUUCACUAUUUAAUGAAGAAAAAUCUUUUAAUUAUGUGAUAAAUGGAAUUGAAAUUGAGCGAUGAAAGCUCCACCUGAAGUUUAAAAUGCUUUCUCAAUAUUGAAAAGGAUUCAGAAAAAUGCAGCAACUUACUAUAUUAUAACGUCCACAUUAAAUGGUGUAAACAUUGAAACAUCCAUUAGUAAAUGAAAUGCUGAAAGAAAUCUGUAAUUGUUCAGAGGGAUAGACUGACGAAGAGGUAAAUUAAGACAUAACAAUGGAGUCAGAAAGCGACAAUGGAAUCGGUGAAAGAGCAAUUGACGACGAAUCAAUGGAAGAUGUAGAUGCAUUAGCGGACAAAGAAGUGGCUGAUGUAUUCAAGAAUGCUGACGAUAGUGAAAACAAUGACGCUCACUUUGUUCAUAGAGGACAGGAGAGUCCCGAAAACUGUCAGUGUGACUCCAGCGGAAAGAGACGCCCGGUAUUGUCAACUUCCCAGUAUGUUGUGAUCGAUAAAUAUUCAUCCGUAUUGGCGGAGACGGUAAUACACGAAGCUAUCCUUAUCAACGAGAUAUACGACCGUGACAAGAUGAACGUUGACGUCUUUAAACUGAAAAAUGCCACCGUACGCCGGGGACACACUUACGGUCGCACGGGGGAUCGGGGCGGGGAAGCCUGUUCACCGGGGUACGACCAGUACAUCAUCGAGCGGUUUCUUCACUCCCAUGGAGACCCCGUGGACGGCGUCGACGAAGCCGAGUUUGACGGCAAAGAUGAGCUCUACCGGGAAACCUCCUAUCCGGGCCUAGACAAUUCCGACGCGUACAUACAGAACGAGGCCUCUAGGAGUGUUACAGAUGAAGCGGACCAGUCCAGCGACAAGAACAACAACCGACUCCCUGUGCCGGUAAUCGACCCGUUCUCCGAGACGCUGCAGACCAUCCACGAGGACACAAUUCUCGUCAUUGAUGACGACAUAGCGGCAGAUGACAGCGCUUCUAACGCCCGCCAGCACGUGACGUCAUUAAACCGCCACGUGACGGAACCCAACCAAGCAGCUAACCAACGGGAAUCGGACGUUGGCAGUAGGGAUAACACUGAGGACUUUGCAAAGAUUGACAGCAUCGGCGCUACUUCUCUGCGAAAAGAUGACCAUGGGGACUACGAAACAGAAGAGGAAAUCGACACAGGAUGCGCAGAAGACGAGCGCGCAUCAACAAUAAACACAGGGGAGAGAGUAGAAGACUUCGAACACAAUGACGAGGAUUUUGUUGAUGAUGAGACAGAAUUAACUACAGAAGAUGAAGACGAUGAUGAACCGGAUUGCUGCGAAAUGACAUUUAAGGAGAAAACGGCAAUAGUGCAAGCGGUUCGAGAAGGCGACGUGGAUUUACUUGAAACUCUUUUGGAGAAAAAGAACGCCGAUAUUAACAUGACAUGGUACGGUGAAAAUCUGUUGAUGGUGGCAAUACGUUCACGGCAAGUCGAGGUUGGAAGGUUUCUCGUCGACAACGGAGUGGACCGCUUUUAUAUGCACAAAUUGGUGGAUGUCAACCCAAAUGACGGUAUCAGCAUGCACACGGUGGAUGCACGUCAAAUGGCGUACGACACAGAACUGCACGAAAUAGUGGAAUACCUCGACUACAAGUCCAACUGCCUGUUUCCAUUUAUAAACCGAAAAUUAAUGACUUUCGCCUACGUCAGCCUAUAA
This is a messenger RNA of Dreissena polymorpha, 2156 nucleotides long. RefSeq lists its product as uncharacterized. Gene Ontology annotation, molecular function: protein binding. The record is from RefSeq and is a predicted model, not a curated record. Lineage: Eukaryota; Metazoa; Mollusca; Bivalvia; Myida; Dreissenidae. The transcript is spliced from 6 exons. Bases 723 to 2156 code for a protein of 477 amino acids.